Molecule: messenger RNA, 1472 nt
Organism: Fusarium oxysporum Fo47
Lineage: Eukaryota; Fungi; Ascomycota; Sordariomycetes; Hypocreales; Nectriaceae
Product: Gfo/Idh/MocA family protein
Exons: 3
Coding region: 249-1379 (376 amino acids)
Molecular function (GO): nucleotide binding
Source: RefSeq, a predicted model, not a curated record
CUCAGAUAUGAGGUCUUGCAGGGCCAGUAAGCUAUCAAACUCCGAGAUCGGAUGAAUUAAUGGAUAAAACCGUCUGAAGUGUUGAACGUCCCAAGCUUUGAACAUCUAACUGCCGCACUUCGGUGACCACUGUCCCGAAUUUCACCAUUUGCGGGUCCGGCAAAUCUACCUUAUAUCGACCACUCACUUCAUAUCGCGCAUUUCUGAGACUCUGAGUACCUUAAGGAAUUUGAAUAUCAAACUUCAAAAUGACUAGCUCAGCAGACUCUCUACCUCAUCUGCGAUGGGGUAUCCUAGGCACAGGAUGGGUAUCCUCAAUGUUUCUCCGCGACCUCCUCACCACCCGUCCCGAUGCCAAAGCAACACAUACCAUCACAGCCAUCGGCUCCUCCUCAAUCGAGAAAGGCACUUGUUUCGUUGAGAAGCUCUGGGAGAAAGCACCUGAUAAGUCCAAGCCCCAAGUCUACGCGGAUUAUCAGGGUGUUUACGAUGAUCCAAAUGUGGAUAUUGUAUACAUCGGAACGCCGCACUCACUGCAUAGAAAGAACUGUCUCGAUGCGAUCGCAGCGGGUAAACACAUUCUGUGUGAGAAGCCUUUUACGAUUAAUGCGAAGGAGGCGAAGGAUAUUGCUGAUGCUGCGAGGAAGAAGGGCGUUUUUGUCAUGGAAGCGGCCUGGGUGAGGUUCUGUUCCCUGUUUGAGGCGUUGCACGAGGAGAUUAUCGUCAAGAAGUCAAUUGGUGAAGUCCAGCGACUUUCCAUUGACUUUGGAAACAAGUUCGAUCUGAGCAGCUUGCCUGAUAAUCAUCGUCUGAAAGACCCCGCUCUGGGUGGUGGUGCUUUGCUCGACAUUGGCUUUUAUACGCUGACGUUUGCUUCGAUCAUUCUCGGUGAUUGGAAGGUUGGCAAAGAUCAUCCGAAACCGACAAAGGUUCUGUCGUCUCUUGACAUUGUGGAUGGUAUCGACGCGGCGAAUACCGUUGUGUUGGAAUACCCCUCCGCCAAUGGAGGUGUCAAAACAGGCGUCUGCACGUCAAGCUUCCGAUAUAGAGGCGCCGAUGAAUUCGGUUACAUUCAGGGUACCAACGGAAGCAUCACCCUGUUCGGUCCAGCAGUCAGUGUACCAGGCGGAUUCCGCGUCACUGAAGGAGAGCGCCCGGGACCUCCUGCAGCCGAUACCAGGACCACGCGCGUGUUCAACGUGGAGCGCCACGAGGGAACGUUGGGCUUUUACUGGGAAGCCGAUGCUGUUGCGCAGGACAUUGCAAAGGGAAAGACUGAGAGUGAUGUUGUUCCGUUGGAUGAGACGCUUCGAUUGAUGGAGUUGAUGGAUGAGAUUAGAGCAGCGAACGGGCUGAAGUAUCCGCAGGAUGAGAAUUAGUGAUGCCUUGUGACCUGAAGUUUUGGGCAAUCAAUAAGAGCAGCAUUUACUCACUCACCGUCGGGACAAACAAAAUUGCACUCAAUUAUAAAA